AUGAAUCGCCGGACUGAAGAGCAGCUUCAGGGGCUGGAGGACGCUGAUAUCAUCAAGUUCACACUCUCUCCUGUCUCUGUGAAGAGUGAAGAAGAGGAGGAAGAGAAACCUCAGCCCUCACAGCUUCAUCAAACUGAAGAGAACAGAGACGCAGAGUAUUUGAAAACAGAAGCUGAUGAAGAGGACUGUGGGGGACCAGAACCAGCCAGCAACUUUAAACCAGAUAGUGAUUUUAAACCAGAUGCUGGUGACAGAACGUCACACUUCUCUGAAGAUGAGACAAAAGCCAGUGAUGAUUGGAGGAAGAGCAGCGAUCUUCAGGCAGGUAACAGUGGAUGUAAUACUGGUGAUAAAUCCUUUAGCUGCUCUGACUGUGGUAAACGGUUCAACCAUAACUCAAAUCUGAAGAGACACAUUAGAAUCCACACAGGGGAGAAACCCUUCAGUUGUUCCGUCUGUGGUAAAGGAUUCGCUCAAAGCUCAACUUUGACUUCACACUUAAGAGUUCAUACAGGAGAAAAACCUUUCACAUGCUCAGUUUGUCAAACUAGCUUUAAUGACAGGGGCACUCUGUAUCAACACAUGAGAUUGCAUACUGGGGAAAAACCCUUCAGUUGCUCAGCUUGUGGUAAAAGAUUUGCACAAAAAGGAAAUCUGACACAUCACAUGGCGGUCCACACGGGGGACAAACGAUACGGCUGCAUCUUUUGUGACUUAGGAUUCACUGGACUUUAUGAGCUCAAAAACCAUCAGUGCGUUGGUCGUCAGUCCUCACAGCUUCAUCAAAGCCAAAGUGAAGAGAACAGAGACGCAGAACAUUUGAAAACAGAAGCUGAUGGAGACGACUAUGGAGGACCAGAACCAGCCAGGAACUCUGAUCCAGGUAGUCAUUCACAACGUGAUCCUGAUGAUGAGACGUCAGACUCCUCUGAGAGUGAGACUGAUGACAGUUGUGAUUGGGAGGAGACCAGGGAACCUCAGUCAGGUUCAAAACCUCAGAAAAACACAGUAGAACCUGAAAGUGAUAACUCCUCUGAAUGUGAUUCAAGCAUUGGACAGGACCUGCAGGAACACAAAGGAACAGAAACAGAAGUGAAACCAUUUAGGUGCUCAUUUUGUGGUAAAAGAUACGCCCUGAAGGGAUCCUUAAAGACUCAUUUGAGACUUCAUUCGGGUGAAAAACCUUUCAGCUGCCCAGUUUGUAAAAAAGCCUUUCUCCGGAGAGGAGUGGUUAGGAUGCACAUGAGAAUCCACACAGGGGAGAAACCCUUCAGUUGCUCUGUCUGCGGCGUAAGAUUCACACAAAGCUCGUCUUUGACUACACACUUACGAGUUCACACAGGAGAGAAACCCUACACAUGCUCAGUUUGUGAAACAAGUUUCAGUGUCAAAAGUGCUCUAACUCAACACAUGAGAAAGCACACUGGUGAAAAACUCUUCAUUUGCUCCUUCUGCGGUAAAGGAUUCUCAAGAAGCACAACUUUGACCUUACAUUUAAGAGGUCAUACAGGGGAAAGACCUUUCACAUGCUCCGUCUGUCAAGCAGCCUUCGGUCUCAGAGCCACAUUGUCCCAGCACAUGACAAUCCACACAGGGGAAAAACCCUUUGUUUGUUCCUUCUGCGGUAAAGGAUUUGCACGAAGUGCAACUUUGACCGCACAUGUAAGAAUUCAUACAGGAGAAAAACCUUUCACAUGCUCAGUUUGUGAAAAAAGCUUCAGUGACAAAACCUCUUUAUCCAGACACACGAGAGUCCACACAGAACAAACUAAUUAGUUGUGAGUCACUUGGCUUAAUAGAAGUAAACUAGAACAUUUCUCAUAAAAACUUCUCUCCACAGACAGAUGUAACCACUGUGACUUCAGUCAAAGCACUCCUGUUUGGUCAAAUUUGUCCACACAACAAGCAUUUGUAGAAGACUGGUGCUUGUUUACAAGACUGUGAGCCAGUUGCCUUCACAAAUAGUUGUGUGUUAUCGAUUUAUACUUUGAUUCAUUCUUUUACGCUGAAGUAUAGCAAUGCAGCGCAGUCUUAAAGUGGUGUGGAUCUGAGCACUUUACGCGACUAUUUUUGCAUGUUCUUGUGCAAUUUGCUAAAGAACCGGUUGGGCUGACCUUUGCAGCAACUCUAUCCCGAUCUCAUGAUUUGUUUUUGGACAUAUUCUGCACAAUAAUGAAUAAAGACUCAAAACUGUGACGUUGAAAUAAGUCGUGCUUCGUCGUUUCAGUAAAGAUGGAGUCACAUGAUCAUUUUAAUUGUUAUUUUUGUGUUGUUUACAUUUUUUCAUCUGACCUGUGUUUUUUAUUACAUGUAUUCAUUGAUUGAUUUACCUAUAUAGCACAACAAACCUCCAAGUGACUGCAGACACAUCCCUCCGGACCCAGCUCAGCUUCUAGGUUCCCUUAAAUAAAGUCUUAUUUAAAGUCCUUUAAACAUCUACUUUAAUGAUCAGCUUCAAGUCAUUUGAAAGAAAUAAGUACAUGAUGACUAAUCUCCUUCCUACCAGGUUCUUUAUUUCUAUGAAACAGCCUUUAAAGUUGUAUUUUUGAAGAGUAUUUUGACUUGUUUAAGGUAAUUUAUAACAUUAAGUUAUUUUUUAUUUUAUUUUAGCACAGUGACCUUUCUUCUCCUGUCUUUUUGAAAGGAGUACUGAAAACUAAUUAUAAUAUUCUCUCGCCUUAAACAUUUUCAUUUGUGUAGCAGGAAUAAAUGAGUAAUUACAAUGUUUUAAUGAUUAAAAGUGUGUUAAUUUAUGACAGUAAUCAGUCGUAAACUUAUUGUAAACCAUGUGAAGUUACUAAGAAAGACUUGUGGUGCUUUAGUAUGUGUGUUGAUUUAUCAAAACCAAAUCAUUUUGUAGCAUCAAUUGUAACUUAUUCAACAGCAAGAAAAAAAGUCAAAUAAAAUGUA
Messenger RNA from Morone saxatilis (striped sea-bass), 2910 nucleotides. RefSeq names its product zinc finger protein 271-like. The record is from RefSeq and is a predicted model, not a curated record. The transcript has 4 exons. NCBI's taxonomy places the organism in Eukaryota, Metazoa, Chordata, Actinopteri, Moronidae. Bases 1 to 1776 code for a protein of 591 amino acids. Gene Ontology annotation, cellular component: nucleus.